AUGGCGGAUCAGCAUCUCCCGGCUUUGUCCUCCCUUGAGGAAUUUCUCGGUCACGAAUAUGAUUUUCUUGUCGUCGGCGGUGGGACAGCUGGUCUUGUCGUUGCUGCACGUUUGACAGAGAAUCCUACGAUCUCGGUGGGGGUCUUGGAAGCUGGCCCAGCACAUCUCAAUGACCCGAUGAUCCUGACACCAGCUUUGUACAAUUGGGCACCCCGACGAGGCCUAACAGGCAUAUCUUUCGAUCAACCACGUGGCAAAGGUCUCGGCGGUUCCAGCGCAAUCAACUAUCAGAUGUACAACCGUGGCCAGGUAUCUGAUUACGAUGAUUGGGAGCGUUUCGGAAAUCCUGGCUGGGAUUUCCAGUCCAUGCUUCCCUAUUUCAAGAUAUCUCCUACCGAACGCUUCAAGACCGAUGCACUGGUCACAAAACUCAUCCUGUCUCCAGGGAAUGAGCCUGCCGUAACGGGCAUCGAAUUUGAACAUUCCGGGAGAACCCAUCAACUUUCUACCAAGAAAGAAAUCAUCCUCUCAGCAGGAUCCUACAAAACUCCGCAACUUCUCGAGCUCUCCGGGAUAGGCAACCCCGCCAUCCCCUCCAAAUCGGGAAUCGAGACCCUAAUUCCCAAUCCCCGCAUCGGGGAGAACCUGCGAGACCAUCCCGCCACCGGCGUGGGAUACGAACUUGUCCCUGGUCAGAAAUCCCUAGAUAUGCUGCAGGACCCUGCUACGUUCCAAGCUGCUCAAAAAGAGUACAUGGAAAGCAGGACCGGACCAUUAAGUAGCGGCGGCUCUGCUGGUGGCUUUGUGGCAUUAGCUGAUAUCUGUUCCGCGGACGAGAUCGCUUCGAUCCAGAAGCGGAUUUUGAACAGCCACGAGGAAGGCCUGUUGCCAGCUGCGAAAAAGCUGAUAGCGGAUGGGUACGCGAGUCACGAUGAUGGGAGUAUCCAAAUCAUUCUCCUACCCGCCUCGCUCGGGUUGCGGGAUUUGACGGACCAGAAAAAGUUCUUUGCAGGAGACGAAGACGUGAAAAAGCGAGGUGCUCAGGGACUUGCAAUGGGUUGCGCGGUCGCGAGACCAGUUUCCGCCGGGUCGGUACAUAUCCGUUCUCCUGAUCCUCACCAAGAUCCGGAUAUCGACCCCGCGUAUCUGGUUGAGGAAGUAGACUUGGAAGUCAUCGCAAGAGGAAUGCAGGUCGCGAUGAAGAUGGCGGAAACGAGCCCUUUAAAAGAUCUGAUUGCGAGACGAUACUGGCCAGAUGAGAGUGUGGAUCUCAGUACGUUGGAGGGGUGCAUGGGAAUCUACGUCUUGGAUGCGGUAAAUGGUACAUUGGUGGCAUCUCGGGAUUUAUCUUCGGAAGGCGAGGGCCCAUUCAUGGUCUCUGACCUCCCUUCCUGUAAUGAUAUCGGUCAAACAAUUGGUAUUACGGGAACGCCAAUCAUCGAUCCUACUACUGAUACGAUCUAUUUCUGGGCGAAGAGCUAUUUAUCGCCAGGACAAAGUGGCUGGCAGAAUGGCGCUUAUAGUUUCCAUGCAGUUGAUGCUGCCACUCUCAAGGAAAAGUCUGGCUUUCCGACCAACAUCCAAGGCUUUAUGGCGGAUAAUGAUAAUACUCGACACUUCACUGGCGGUGAUCAUCUCCAAAGAACUGGGUUAAACAUGAUUAAUGGAAUUGUUUAUGCUGGCUUCGGUGCUCAUUGUGAUUUGUUCAACUACACUGGAUGGGUCAUCGGCAUGAGCACAGCAGGGAAAUAUGUCACGGGCUAUGCCACUUUCGGAGGUGCUGGCACCCCAGCAGAAGAUGGUACAUGGAGUGGAGGUGGAGGAGCUGCUGGAAUUUGGAUGGCCGGUUCGGCACUUGCAUCUGACAAUACUGGACGCCUGUUCUUUGCCACUGGAAAUGGCAGAGGUACCGGAGUCAAUCAAGUAGCCGCUGCACCAGGUCAUGUGCAUCUAGACACACUUGCUGAAUGCAUUGUCAAUCUGAUGUUGAAUGCAAAUGGAUCGCUUACCCAACAAGACUACUUCCAACCGGCAAGCUAUCUGGCCAUGGAUAAUGGAGAUCGUGACCUAGGAUCGGGUGGCGUUAUACUCCCAGAUCCGUCAGUAUUUUCUGGGGGAGGAGUUGCUCGGUUGGCAAUCACUUGCGGGAAGAAUGGGAAUUGCUUCAUUGCAAAUGCUGAUAAUUUGGGGGGCUAUAAGAUGGGCACUGCUAGCGAGGAUGCUGUGAUCCAGACAUUGACUCCCCCAGGAAAUGGCGAACUCUUUGGAAAUCCUGGCACUUAUCCACUGGAAGGAGGAUAUAUGUACAUCACUCCAGUCGGCAUGCCUACAUACGUUUAUUCUCUCGGGUCUGAUACUAAAGGCCGUCCAGCCUGCACACUAGUAGCACAAACAAACGAGACUGCCGCAGGAGCGGUCGGUGCCGGGCCAGCAACGAUCACCUCGCUCAAUGGACAAGCUGGAACUGCGAUACUCUGGAUCUGCGAUACGAAUGGUAUUAGGGCGUAUCAUGCGGUUCCGGUCAAUGGACAAAUGCUUAGGAUCAAUCUUCCUCCAGCAGGAGGCCUCACCAAAUUCUCUCGAGCCACAUUUGGUGAUGGGAGAUAUUAUAUGACCACUUCUGCAGGUGCUAUACUCGCUUUCGGUGCACCCGUCUCGGUCCCACUCAACUGUGCGUCUCCAAUUGACUUUGGCUCUGUCCAAGUUGGAGCUGCGAGCAUCUUGUCCGUUACAUGCGUGGCGAACAUCCCCAUCACAAAGGUUGAAGGUUUGCUCCUUGGUAGUCCGAUCUAUCAAGCUCUGAACUCGAGCUUGCCAACUGAAGGUUUAAAUGAGGGUGCUUCAUUCUCAUUUCCAAUCACACUCAAUCUCACAAAGUAUGUGCUGGGUGGUGGCAGCACCAGCUCGCCAAAAAUCUCACCUGGAAUUGUCUCGUCCGCUCUGACUCUUUUUACCAAGAACGCAAAAUCUGGGUAUUCUACAGAACAGAGUAUAAGCUUAAGAGGAAAGGCUGUCGUUAACGGCCCGUUUCUGUCUGUUAGUCCUCUUCAAGUCACUUUCCCGAGCAUUGUAGUGGGAUCACAAGCAUCUGUCGGUGGAGUCGCCAGCACGUUCCUGAUCGAAAAUGCUGGAAAAUCCAAUCUUGACAUCCUUGGAUACGCCUUCAGCACGAACAAUGACGGGCCAUUUACCAACGUUACCAUGAAACCGACAUCGGUUCUAGAUAAUGAUGGCUAUUUCACAUCUCAGGAUUUGCCAUCAUUGGGAACAUCGAUUCUGGCAGGGAGUUCUGUGACCGUUACUGUCAACUUUAACACGUCGGUCGUUGGAAGUCACUUUACCAUGCUUACGAUAUUCUCCAAUGCAGGGACCAGCUAUGUCAUUCUUUCCGGUACAGCUUCAACAACUCCAAUAGCUGUUCUUGAACAAUCAACAAAUGAAGGAGGAUGGAUCAAGAUUCCUGGUUGUAUCGCUGGGUGUACUUCUCAGAUUAAUAUUGGAUCUCUUCCAGGUUCAGGAUCACUCACUCAGACAAUCCGUCUCACCAACAACGGAGGAUCCAACCUCCUCGUUACCAAGUCCAAACCACCAGAAGGGGUAGUUCUAGGAGCAACAAACCCCUCAACAGACUUCUCCGAGGGGCUUUCAAUUGCGCCUGGCUCAUACGCCACUGCGACUGUCUACUUCGAGCCUGGCAGCGCAGUCCUGAAUUCUGAUCCAGCAACUUACUUCGGAGCCUGGACACUCAACACAAAUGACUUAACAUUUGGCGUCCAUGUCCUAAACUUCACAGGAACUCUAGCACCACCUGUUGUCGGUCCUUUACUCGGUAAUGGAAGCGCGCAAUUUCAAUACCUAGGAUGUUUCCACGACGGUGCUGGAGCAAGAGUCGAGCCCAACCAAUUGAGCAAUACCAAUAACAGUAAUGGACUGUGCCAACAACAAGCAUUGAAAGCGGGGCACGUGUUUGGAGGCACUGAAUAUACGACCGAAUGCUGGUAUGGGUCUGUGAUUCCGAGUCCUUCGUCUAAAGCUGCGGAUAGUAUGUGUAUGAAUUACGCCUGCCCUGGAGAUAGCACCCAAUGGUGUGGCGGAGUUGGUGGAUAUCUAGAGUUGUAUUAUGACAGAAUGAAGUACGACCCAGGGAGUGAAAAACUUACACCUUCACCGUCGUCGACUACCUUAUCUUCGUCGAGUUUGUCAACAACGUCUCUCUCUUCAACGAAAAUUGAGUCCGCGACAUCCUCUGUUUCCCUCACUUCCGGCACGAAAAGCAGCCCCACCACUUCUGCUCAUACAGCGAACCCAACCAUCCCAUCCAUCGUUGGGAAUUAUCACUAUAUCGAUUGCCACUCAGACAAUACCACGAUCCGCACCUUGCAAAGUCAUCGUAUAGCCACAGACGAUAUGACGAUCCAGUAUUGCGCAGGGAACUGUACAGGCUACACCUAUUUCGGUGUUGAAUAUUCGACAGAAUGCUAUUAUGGCAACAUUUUGACGUUUGGGAGCUUCACCACUGUUGAUGAAAGGUGUAAAAUGGUGUGUGGUGGAGAUUUGAAUCAGCUCUGUGGAGGCUCGAAUGGACUUACCUUGUUUCAACUCAGUGUUGCGGGUUUGACUAGUUCUUCGACGAUAACGAGUACAAUGGGUUCGUUGCCUUUGGUGUCCAUAUCAUCACCAGCAACCUCAAGGCCUGCUCAAGUCACUACUUCAUCACCGUCCCUACAGACCAGCACAUCUGAAACGGCCAUUACACCGUCGAUUUCAAUUUCCCAAUCUCAGUCAUCAGUCUCCUCCUCCAGUUCGACGUCUACUUUCUUAGCUUCACCGACCUCUACAUCAAAUCCAUGGAUCUACGUCGGUUGCGCCAACGAUACGUCCGCGACCCGAGCUUUACCAAACAUCUUUACUUGGUCCCCUAAUAUGACUAUACCCCUCUGUCUCCUCACCUGCCAAAACGCCAAUUAUCCCCUCGCCGGUCUGGAAUUCGGAGAUCAAUGCAUGUGCUCACUGACCUUAUCCCACAACUCCUCUCUUGGAUAUGACGGUUGCGACAUGCCAUGUGUGGGGAAUGACAACCAAACUUGUGGAGGAGUGAAUAGAGUCGGAAUUUGGAACUUGACGGGAUAUGUGUACCCGAGAGUUAUUGAGACGGUGGGGAAUUGGAGUUUGGAGGGGUGCGUAGAAGAUGAAGUUGCCAAGAGGGUGCUAGGAAAUUAUUCUCAUGCGGGCACGGCGAGUGAGGGGAUGACGAUCCAGAGGUGCUUGAGUACGUGCCAGGGAAUGGGGCUUAGGUAUGCUGGUGUGGAGUUUGGAAAUGAGUGCUACUGUGGGAGCUCGAUCACUAGGAAUGGAACAGUGAUUGAGGAUAUAGAGGAUUGCAUCGGCACGUUCUGUAGUCGAUAUGAGACGCAAUUUUGUGGAGCGGCGGAUAGGUUGCUGUUAAGAUCCAUUCACGAGUUUCUUUGUUCUGGCUACAUUUCAUAAGUAGAAU
This is a messenger RNA of Mollisia scopiformis, 5494 nucleotides long. Its product is annotated as FAD/NAD(P)-binding domain-containing protein. Lineage: Eukaryota; Fungi; Ascomycota; Leotiomycetes; Helotiales; Mollisiaceae. The record is from RefSeq and is a predicted model, not a curated record. The transcript is spliced from 6 exons. Gene Ontology annotation, molecular function: flavin adenine dinucleotide binding; oxidoreductase activity, acting on CH-OH group of donors. Bases 1 to 5487 code for a protein of 1828 amino acids.